CGGGCUCACGAGAAGUGCCUCCCGGCAGAGCUACGCGGGAUCGAUUCUGUAGAUGCGAACGAACCCUUGCCUCAGUCUGACGUGGAUUAUUUGGGUCUAUUUUAGCCACGAAAGGAUUUUUGGACUGAAACUAAUACGCAGAUUAGCACAUGUAGACAUUUUUCGUAUGUUGAUCAGGUAUAUAAAUAAAUAGAUAAUUGGAACACCCAAUAUUUAGUAAUCAUUAAACGCCCGUGCAGAGAGGGGGCAGCACGUUAAUCGAUAUCGAGGAGAGGUAAAGGUACUUUCAAGAGUUGAACAUCAACUAACCAAACCUGCCACUCGGAUUCCGCCUGAACUGUCUCAAGAAGAUUCAACCCAUCGCUGGAUUGGUUUUCAACUAGAGGUCUUUUUGUGGGAUGUUGAGUUCUGUCAAGAUGGAAUCGCAAGAAAUCCCAGAGUGGAGCUCCUAUUACACGGACCCGCCCGAGAUGUAUCCCUCAGUCAGCACCAUGAGCUCAGGACUUAGCUCUAUGAAUACCGUGAAUAGUUACAUCAACCUUAAUUCAGUAGGAUCAUCAGCAGCAAUGAAUAUGGCCUAUCCAACUAGCAGUCUGAAUAAUAGCCCCCUGACAGGGAUGAGUGGUGCUUCUAACAUGAGCCUGUCACCUAUCACAUCUUCCCUUAACCCCUCCACAUUGACUCAACUUGGAACCUCUGCAACAUCUCUAAAUUCACUGUCACCUUACCAGAACAUGCCUCAGUCGAUGAGCCCCCUAAGCUACCCAGCUUCAGGGAUGAACAGAGGUAAGGAGAUGAGCAAACCAUACCGACGAACCUUGACUCAUGCUAAGCCUCCUUACUCCUACAUAUCCCUAAUUACAAUGGCUAUUCAGCAGUCAACAAGCAAAAUGCUCACUCUCAAUGAAAUCUACCAAUGGAUUAUGGACCUUUUCCCAUAUUACAGAGAGAAUCAGCAGAGGUGGCAGAAUUCCAUUCGCCAUUCUUUGUCCUUCAAUGACUGCUUUGUGAAAGUAGCCAGGUCACCAGAUAAACCUGGCAAAGGCUCUUACUGGGCCCUGCAUCCAAACUCUGGAAAUAUGUUUGAAAAUGGGUGCUACCUGCGUCGUCAGAAGCGCUUCAAGAUUGAAGACAAGGCAAAUAAGAAGAACUCGACAUCCAAGGUCCAAGAGGUCAAUAAAGGGGGUCAACAAGAAGCCUUGCAGGACCAACACAGCCCCACCACUGGAUCGGAGGGAGCAGAGUCUGCCCAUUCUGACAGUCCACACCAUGGUUCUUCCCCAGAAGAACAACAAAGACGCCUGAUCCAACUGGAGUGUUCACCAUCACUGGUGCAAGGUGGCACUUCCAUUUCAUCCACCAUCUCACCAGCCACUUCUUCUUCGCACUCUAUCUCCCAAACAAUGGUCGGGAACCACCUACUGCAUAACUCUAUUCAGCAACUAGACAUUCAAAAUGACCAUCUCAAAUCACUGGACCCUCACUAUAAUUUCAACCAUCCCUUCUCCAUUACUAACCUAAUGUCUUCUGAGCAAAAAAUGGACAUCAAGUCUUAUCAGGAGCAGCUGAUGGCCUACAAUGGCUACUCAUCCUCCUCAUCAGUAGGAAAUAAGCACAACUAUGAUAGCUCCAGCACCUCUGCCCUUGAUACUGCAUCAUACUACCAAACCUUGUAUGGACGGUCAGUCCUCAAUGCUUCAUAAUAGGUAACCCCAAGGGGUGGUAAUCUCCCCUGGCUGGACUUAUCAUUGUGGUUGGACAGAAAUAGAUUUAGCCAGCUAUUUCAGCCAAACAGCUGGUUUGUGGUUGACCAGACUAAGAUGGUGCCUUUGCCUCUUGGCAGUUAGUAGGUUGGACUGAUGUGUAGACUUCUUUCUGAAUUUGAUUUUUUUAAUGAUAGUCAUGCUCUGGACAAACCUCCUUUAUCGAAGAGCAAAUCUAACAACCACUUUGGUAACAAUGAAAUCGGCAACAGAAGUUUGUCCUGUCCUUGACUGAUGGUUUUGCUUGUAUGAGUAAAAAUCUGAAGAACUUCUCAGGAUCUCUUUUGAGAAAGUUAUGGCUGGACACAGAAAAAAAAAAAAAAAACCUUUGCUUGUUGAAUGACGCCUGUGUUGCUGGACUUCAUAGGGCAAAUGUGUUAUGGAGGAAGGGAAGAAAAUAUUUUUAUAAUUAAACAGAAGAAAUAUUAAAGAAAGAAGUUUACUCAGGCCUUUUGUGUAUGAAUUGUAUAUAUUAUCAAGGUGCCUUAUUUAUAAUGAAUUCUUAAUAUAUCAUUUAAUAAAGUGUGUCAGCAGCAGCAGGCCAGACAAAUACUGGCCAGGGGAAGCAAACACACAGCCCCUCUUCUCAGGGCAGCACAGACGUCCCAUGCUUUCACUGAAACUGAAACCUGUCUUUCUACUUCGCUUUGAGUGUGUUCACCAAAGCUGGGAUAACUUGAAUGUGGAGAAAGCGCAGAUAAUUCAAUUAUAACAGAUAAAAAGGUGUGAAGCUGGUGCAGCCACUUUGGUGCCUUUUGAAUUCCAAGGUCAGGAAAGUUUAUUUAAAUACUGUAUUUUGCUUUUAAAAUGCAAGACAGAGUGUGCUAAUAUAUCUUUACCAGUAUAUUCCUGUAUCAUUUCACUUUCUUGGUUUUUGCUUAUUAAAAUAAACCAUGAAAAUUU
Erpetoichthys calabaricus (reedfish) is the source of this 2666-nucleotide messenger RNA. RefSeq names its product forkhead box A3 (gene foxa3). Bases 399 to 1703 code for a protein of 434 amino acids. The transcript has 2 exons. Gene Ontology annotation, biological process: anatomical structure morphogenesis; regulation of transcription by RNA polymerase II; cell differentiation. Gene Ontology annotation, molecular function: DNA-binding transcription factor activity, RNA polymerase II-specific; RNA polymerase II cis-regulatory region sequence-specific DNA binding; transcription factor binding. The record is from RefSeq and is a predicted model, not a curated record. NCBI's taxonomy places the organism in Eukaryota, Metazoa, Chordata, Cladistia, Polypteriformes, Polypteridae.